AAAGAUCACCACUGCGCAGCCUCAGUUUGUGGACACAGAUCUGCUGGCUUUCUGUCUCCAUAAAUCCAGAACCAACAUGUGUGGAUCUUUUUAAUCAACAUGUUUUCUCCUUCCGCUUCCUUUGUGAAGUCUGUGGUUUAUAGCGGACGCAGACUGAUCCAGAGAAGAUGCUUUUCUUCACACAGAAACGGUAAAAUGCCGUGCUCAGAAGUGACCGACGUGACCGUAGUGUCUCCUGUGAAGAAGAGCAGGACUGAGGAAAUAAAUGAAAAGCGCGGUAACAUUGUGCUAAAGUUCGCUAAACUGUCCGAACACGCCACAGCACCGACCAGAGGUUCUGCUAAAGCGGCCGGAUACGACCUGUACAGUGCAUAUGAUUACUCCAUUCCUCCGAUGGACAAGGCCAUAGUGAAGACUGACCUCCAGAUCGCCGUUCCUGCAGGAUGUUACGGCCGAGUGGCUCCUCGCUCUGGUCUGGCGGCGAAGCACUUUAUUGAUGUUGGAGCCGGUGUGGUGGAUGAAGACUACAGAGGAAACCUUGGCGUUGUGCUGUUCAACUUCGGCAAGGAGACGUUUGAAGUGAAAAAAGGAGACCGAGUGGCUCAGCUAGUGUGUGAGCGAAUCUGCUAUCCUGACCUACAGGAACUUAAGACGCUGGACGAGACGGAGAGGGGUGCUGGGGGAUUCGGCUCAACGGGGAGGAGCUGAAACUGCUGCUGCUGUACUUAAAUUAAGUUGUGUGGUUUUGUUUAUAGAAACAACUGUUACUGAUGUGCCUGGUGGGAUGUAAAUGAGUUUAGUGCAGAUGUCCUGCGAGGCAAUACUGUUCAGCCACCAGUUGGUGCUAUUACUGGCUGUUCAGUUUUUUUUGUGUGGUGUUUUUUUUUCUUUGUUUGUUAAUUUUUUUUUUAUUUUUAUUUUUAACUUGAUUAAAUCUUUUUAAAAAAAGAAGAAAAUAUUAAAUCUGAGGGAUGACUUGC
Molecule: messenger RNA, 980 nt
Organism: Ictalurus furcatus (blue catfish)
Lineage: Eukaryota; Metazoa; Chordata; Actinopteri; Siluriformes; Ictaluridae
Gene: dut
Product: deoxyuridine triphosphatase
Exons: 7
Coding region: 100-708 (202 amino acids)
Biological process (GO): dUMP biosynthetic process; dUTP catabolic process
Molecular function (GO): dUTP diphosphatase activity; magnesium ion binding
Source: RefSeq, a predicted model, not a curated record